Messenger RNA from Boeremia exigua, 1254 nucleotides. RefSeq names its product superoxide dismutase mitochondrial precursor. NCBI's taxonomy places the organism in Eukaryota, Fungi, Ascomycota, Dothideomycetes, Pleosporales, Didymellaceae. Bases 334 to 1083 code for a protein of 249 amino acids. The record is from RefSeq and is a predicted model, not a curated record. The transcript has 3 exons. Gene Ontology annotation, molecular function: superoxide dismutase activity; metal ion binding. Gene Ontology annotation, cellular component: mitochondrion. Gene Ontology annotation, biological process: superoxide metabolic process.
AGCUUAGCAGCUUUACAAAGUCCCUUCAGCCAGCUUGGCUGAUCUAGAAGUCCUGCUAGAUCGACGAUUUGUCAGCUGAACGGCUGUGGGCGCGAACGCUUGCCAUUCGAAUAGGUACUCAUAAUCUCAGAACUUCUGUCCACUUCCGUCAACUCACUGUUGCUCAUCUUUAGGGGUUUAAUUGUGUUUGCAGCUCAAUUGCGCAUUUGCGUACGAUCGCGCGGGAUUGAGGCAGUUUCCCCACACCAUACCGUAUUCGGACGCCACCCCCUCGAGCACCUUGUUGGAGUCCACGUCUGACCGUCGGUGAAGCACGUCAGAUACGUAGCAAAGAUGCGGGGCGCAUCUGGUCUUUCGGUCUUGCUGGCCUCUCUGUUUUUUGCACCUUACAUUCUUGCCUCAGAACAGCAGCCAUUCGAGUUCGGAGAGAUGUCUGCACCACAGUAUACACUACCUCCUCUCCCAUACGCAUACGAUGCAUUGGAACCCCACAUAUCCGCCCAGAUCAUGGAGCUGCACCAUGGCAAGCACCACCAAACGUACAUCACGAAUUUGAAUGCUGCUCUCAAAGCACAAGCUGAAGCCGUACACACUUCCGACAUCACAUCUCAGGUGUCCCUUCAGCAGGGCAUCAAAUUCAACGCUGGUGGACAUAUCAACCACUCGCUUUUUUGGCAGAACCUUGCCCCCGCAAGCUCGCCUGAGGCAAAGAGCUCUGCUGCACCAGAACUUGUGAAGCAGAUCAAGACUGUCUGGGGUGACGAGGAAAAGUUCAGGGAGGCUUUCAGUGCUGCGUUGCUUACCAUCCAGGGCAGUGGUUGGGGCUGGCUCAUCAAAGUCGAGACUGGUAGCGAGCAGAGGCUCGCCAUUGUCUUGACCAAGGACCAAGACCCAGUUGUUGGUAAAGGCGAGGUCCCAAUAUUUGGUGUUGACAUGUGGGAACAUGCAUAUUACCUACAAUACCUGAAUGGCAAAGCCGCCUAUGUGCAGAACAUUUGGAGUGUCAUCAAUUGGAAGACCGCUGAAGAUCGAUUCCUUGGCUCGCGUGCAGAUGCCUUCAAGGUUCUCAAGGCGUCAAUCUAGGAGUCUCGUAUACACUCAAAUGACAGAAUCUCGGCCACUGAGUAAAUAGGUUUCGUCACGUCGUGACAUCCGCAGUACCGAGGUGGCUCUAGCGUGGACAGACUGACCAAUUAGGUACUCUCUUGGAACUUGCUCAAAGGCACGCAUUCACACUCAGCCUUGAAACGUGCA